Messenger RNA from Pelobates fuscus (common spadefoot toad), 1376 nucleotides. RefSeq names its product ras related dexamethasone induced 1 (gene RASD1). Gene Ontology annotation, cellular component: cytoplasm. Gene Ontology annotation, biological process: signal transduction. The record is from RefSeq and is a predicted model, not a curated record. The transcript is spliced from 2 exons. Gene Ontology annotation, molecular function: G-protein beta-subunit binding; GTPase activity; GTP binding. The coding region runs from base 20 to 871 and encodes 283 amino acids. Lineage: Eukaryota; Metazoa; Chordata; Amphibia; Anura; Pelobatidae.
CCCAGUGUUGAGUGUCUCCAUGGUUCUUAGUCCCCGCCAGCCUUGCACUCUGAGAGCCCGUCUCACCGCUAUGAUUAAAACCAUGGGUCCCAGCGAGACCGAGCUCAGCAUCCCACCCAAAAACUGCUACCGCAUGGUCAUCCUGGGCUCCUCCAAGGUGGGCAAGACCUCCAUCGUGUCCCGCUUCCUGAGCGGUCACUUCGAGGAGCAGUACACCCCGACCAUCGAGGACUUCCACCGCAAGUUCUACAGCAUCCGGGGGGAGGUGUACCAGCUGGACAUCCUGGACACCUCGGGCAACCACCCCUUCCCAGCCAUGAGGAGACUGUCUAUACUCACAGGAGAUGUCUUUAUUUUGGUCUUCAGCCUGGACAACAGAGACUCUUUUGAGGAAGUCCAGCGUCUAAAGCAGCAGAUCAUUGAGACAAAAUCCUGUCUAAAGAACAAGACCAAGGAAAAUGUGGAUGUCCCUCUUGUUAUCUGUGGCAACAAAGGCGACAGGGACUUCUACAGGGAGGUGCAAGCUCAUGAGAUUGAGCAGUUAGUUGGUGUGGACAAGAAUUGCUCCUACUUUGAGGUGUCUGCCAAGAAGAACUCAAAGUUGGAUGAGAUGUUCCGGGAGCUCUUCACCUUGGCCAAAUUACCUAGUGAAAUGAGCCCUGACCUUCACCGCAAGGUCUCUGUACAGUACUGUGAGAUUUUACACAAGAAAUCCUUAAAAGGAAAGAAAGUCAAAGAGAAUGAAGACGCCUAUGGUAUUGUGGCCCCUUUUGCCCGGAGACCAAGCAUUCACAGUGACUUGAUGUAUAUCAGAGAAAAGGCUAUCGGAGGUGGCCAGAGUAAGGAUAAGGAGCGAUGUGUCAUAAGCUAGUCUCCAGUUUUAAAUUGCCCAGAAUAAAGGCGUUUAUAAAUAUAUACAUAGAGAAACAGAAAACAUCAGGGCGUCUUGACAAAUCGAAGCCAAAGGGCAUGUCCGAGAGGGGUAACAAUUGCCCCCAUGCCUUUUGAUGGCUAGUCGGCCGCCAAGGCUACCGUGGACAGGAGAACCUAGCCUUGUAAAAGUUGAUUUUGGACAGUGUGAGAUCCGAUCUGUCUAAAGUUCGUACGAAGUGAAGCUAGAGGAGUGUAGUGUAUACCGACUUCACCAGAGGAAGUUGAAUGAUUGGAAGACACUUCGCUUUCUAAGGGACUAAAAUCUUGACUGAACGAUAUGAGAGAAAUGGCAACUGUGCCAUUAAACAGUUUGAGCAUUAUAAAGUGACUUAUUUACACCACAUUGGAGUAUUGUGACUGGAUAUGAACAAACUCACAUGUUUUACAUUGUGCUAUUUUGAAGUGUUAUUUUUCUAUGUGAAAAUAAAGCUUGAAAACUCUAA